AUGCAGACUACCGACUCAAUGCAAAAGAAGCAGCCAUUGAUGUCAAGAUUCAAGACAGUCGCCCAGAAGCCUCUUGGUGAAAAAACCGCUCCGCAGUCCAUGGGCAAGGAGAACUCACAUCCUGUUAUCUAUCCUGCCCCGCCGACUCCGAAUCUGUCUUUCGAGAACUAUUACCAGAAGCCUUCAGGCAAACGAGUACUAUUAGAGCCAGCUCCCAUCAAAGAAGCUCGACCACAGAAGAAGCAGAAGCUGGAUGAUGCUCCUCUUCCAUCGCCCGAGUCCUUUCCGCCGAUUCCCGACGAUGGCACCAAGCCCGGCCACAGCUAUGCCACGCUGAUUGGUAUGGCCAUUCUACGGGCUCAAAACCGACGCCUCACUCUAUCUCAAAUUUAUAAGUGGAUCUCAGAUACAUACUCGUUCUACAACGCCCAGGACGCGGGAUGGCAGAACAGCAUCCGCCACAACCUCAGCCUGAACAAGAAUUUCAUCAAACAAGAACGGCCCAAGGAUGAUCCAGGAAAGGGCAAUUACUGGGCAAUUGAGCCCGAGGCUGAUCGCCCGCGGAUUAAACGGGGCAGGGCUGAAGAGGAAAUUGCUCGCAUUCGUGCCUCGUCAUAUGAUAGUCCGACCAAGGGCCGUUCGUGGAAUGGAUUUGCUCCACCCUCCUCAUCGCCUCUUCGUCAGAACCCGAACAAUGAGUCGCAUCAGAUGUUGCCUCCACUGACUCCGGCAUUGAAACUGAAGGCGCCCCCUAAGCCUCCACCGUCCGUGUCUCCGAAUACCAACCUCAAGCUCCACCGCGAUAGAGUUCGUUCAAUGCUCCAAUCGCCCUUGAGACGGGUCAGCAAUAUGGGUGAGGUGGGCGAGCCGCGACCUUACAGCCCUGGCCCUGGUAAUUAUGAUCUGUUUGAGCGCGAUUUCGUCUACGGAGAAGCCUGUGACCAUUUUGAUAUUUUCAACGAUGGCUCGGCAUUCUUCGGAAACGUAGAAAAUGGAUCUCCAGAGAAGCGCUCUGUCAAGAGAAUGCGUCUAGAUCGGGCACACAGCGCAAGCAUUCUCACCGACAUCACAAAUUCUGCAUCUCACAAGUCUGUUACAUCAGCCCCCUUUCUCAAGGUACCUGGGCAGUCACCUGCUGUCAAUUUUGAGACCCCGAGCAAGGCUUUUGACGGCUUGAGCUCUCCCAGCAAGCUCCUCAACUUCCAGUCUCCAAGCAAGGCACCUCUUUUCGACGACAGCUUGGCCAAUAUCGAGAAUACCAACUGGAUCUUGGAUGACUUCUGCACGACUGAUUUCCUUGACGAUCCAAACGACUUCUCUGGUCUUGAUAUUCUACAAGGCUUCGAAAAGAUUGGUGGUGGUUCUCAACCAACGCGUCCCACCUCUAAGCCAGCUUUUGGUCGCAGCUAUACUUCUACCUUCUAA
Molecule: messenger RNA, 1425 nt
Organism: Phaeoacremonium minimum UCRPA7
Lineage: Eukaryota; Fungi; Ascomycota; Sordariomycetes; Togniniales; Togniniaceae
Product: putative forkhead box protein l2 protein
Exons: 2
Coding region: 1-1425 (474 amino acids)
Biological process (GO): regulation of transcription by RNA polymerase II
Molecular function (GO): DNA-binding transcription factor activity, RNA polymerase II-specific; RNA polymerase II cis-regulatory region sequence-specific DNA binding
Source: RefSeq, a predicted model, not a curated record